This is a messenger RNA of Amphimedon queenslandica, 1399 nucleotides long. RefSeq lists its product as uncharacterized. The coding region runs from base 294 to 1154 and encodes 286 amino acids. The transcript has 7 exons. The record is from RefSeq and is a predicted model, not a curated record. NCBI's taxonomy places the organism in Eukaryota, Metazoa, Porifera, Demospongiae, Haplosclerida, Niphatidae. Gene Ontology annotation, molecular function: acyltransferase activity, transferring groups other than amino-acyl groups.
UGAUUAGUAUGCCAUAAAAAUACGCCUAGAAGGCACCCUAUCUUAUCUGUAAAGCUCUAUUCAACCUUUAAAGUGCUAGUCCUGGUCCUCCUGGAAGGCUUGUUGACAAAGGAAAGCAGAAAAGACUGUCUCUUGCUAGCCAUGUUAGUAUCCGGAGGAUCGGAAUAGCCCCGGUAGGGUCGGAAUAGCCCCAACAACUAGGUCAGUGAAAGUACUGUUUUCAUCCAAAGUUGAAGCUGAAUUUUGCUGAUUUCAAGAAAGUACAAAUAGAAUAGACAAAAUAGAACUCAUUGAUGAAUAAAGUAAAUGAAAUAAAGCAAAAAAGACUGCAGAUGGAGAAACUGACUGCAAUUGAAGUUGUUGAUGAUAGUAAGAGAGAAGAAUUGAAAGGUUUCUUAUACAAACACCUGCCUGACACAAUAGAGAUUAUACGUGGAUUAAAGUUAGCAAAGGAACUCAAUGCCAAAGUUUUCACUGAUGACAGCUGGCCUGAUGUAAAAACUGUUAUCUAUACUUAUAAUGAAGGAGAAAUUACUAUUAUCUAUCCAUUUGGUACUGAUAAUUCAAAAACUGCUGUUAUAUUAAAGUCUGUUAUUGAUUCACUUCUGGAAAAUGCACAGCAACCAAUGAUUACUGGCAGUGAAGAUGUUUUUCAAGAAUUGAAGAAAUUAGGGAUGGAUCAAAAAUUUACUGUACCUACAUUUCGAUAUGUUUACACACAGGAUAACACAAAGAUCAAUAGACCAGCUCUUCCUGAAGGAUAUACAAUUGAUAGCAUUCACUCGUCUGAUGUUGAGUAUGUUGUAUCAAAAUGGAAUUUAGCUAAAAAUAGUCUCAAAUUUAAACAGUUAAUCAGACAUUUCAUUGCCCAUCAUCCAAAUGCUGCGAUUUAUGAUACAUCAACAGAACCUCCUCGUCCAGUUUCCUGGAGUCUAUCAUCAGGACUAGGUAUCCACUUCCACUUAUUUACUGAUGAAGAACAUCGUCGGAAGGGUUUAGCUUUUAUGGUUAUAACAGAAAUGACACAAAAGAUAUUGGCCAAAGGGAUAACUCCAGUAUGUUAUGUUUAUAUUGACAAUAUUAAGGGCCAAAAAUUCUUUGAGUUUAGUGGAUACACUAAUACAGGAUCACUUGUGGUUCAUCAGAAAUUCUAAUGCCAAAUUUAAUGAUAAAUCAACUUUAAUUAUAAGCUAAUUAAUUCUCAUGUACUUGUAAAUUAUGCACAUACAUAGUGUACAUACAUGUAUAAACAUUAAUGUGUGUGAGUGAGUCUAAGGAGACAAUAAUCAUUUGUAACUUUUUUUCUAUAAUUUGUCAUUAAAUUUCUAAAGACUUGUAAACAUUGUACAUGUGCAUAUCAUAAUGUUUUCCCAUAAUAACAAAAGUGAACAACAAGAUA